Messenger RNA from Penaeus chinensis, 2352 nucleotides. Its product is annotated as XK-related protein 7-like. The transcript has 13 exons. Bases 485 to 2233 code for a protein of 582 amino acids. Gene Ontology annotation, cellular component: plasma membrane. Gene Ontology annotation, biological process: apoptotic process involved in development; engulfment of apoptotic cell; phosphatidylserine exposure on apoptotic cell surface. The record is from RefSeq and is a predicted model, not a curated record. Lineage: Eukaryota; Metazoa; Arthropoda; Malacostraca; Decapoda; Penaeidae.
AGGUGGGUCAGUGUUGCACGAGAUCAGGUGACGUCAGGACUACGCAUUCGUUCCUUCCGAUCAAUUACUCCUCCACCUGUUCUGUUCAUUCUUCCCCCCAGCUGUCCUGGUCCCGCGUCAUGUUGCCUUCCUGAGAGUGCAAUCGCAAAGUCUUCGCGCGAGGAGGAUGGUCCAUUGCGCCGCCAAGAAAGCAGAGCGAGUUGCUGAUCCCGGUGCUUCCCCGCGCGCCCCCGAUGACAACACGGGAGCCCGUCGAGUGAGGACAGAGCCUCCGACCCACGUGGAGAGCCAAGGUGUUAUCGGCCAGAUUAUGUAUCAGCGACACAGCAAGGCAAAUGAGGUGGCGCUAGUGGGAGGCGCCCGACCGUGCCCCAGUUGACCUGCACCCCUGAGCACUGACAGGUACCCACAGGCGCCUGUCUACUGCGCACGGGCGACGACUGCUCCUGGCUCGCUCCCACGGACGCCGCCGCCUCUCCACAAGAUGCUGCGCGACCCGCCCGUCCACGUCAACGCCUCCUUCGGCCUGAUGGGGGUGGUGGGCGUGGUGGUCAACAUCGUGCUCUUCGUCGUGGACAUUGUCUCCGACGCCCUCCUCGCCUACGUCCUGUGGCGCCAGGCCGUCGACGCCACGGAUGAGGCAGCGAGUGAGGAGGCGAUGACUUGGUUCAUCAUCACGCUCUGCAUCAUCGUCAUCCCCAUGGUCAUCCUUAACCUCUUCAGUCUCUUGUGGUACUACCAGAACAAGCUGUGUCUCGGAGACUACUGCGUCCUCCACAAGAUGAGUCGAGGCCAAGGGACAGUUAGGGUCAUCCUUCACCUCCUCCUCCUCGGGCCUCUCAUCAGAUACUUAGAUAUCAUGCGGUACGGGCUGAAGAUGCAACGGGAGGUUCGCGAGGUGGAGAUGGGCGAGCACGGCGCCGUCAUGAGGAGGACGCCCAAGGGGGAGGUCCACGCGGUGCUCCAGAUGGUCAUUUCUCGGGACACGGCGAUGCUGGACAUGAUGCACAGCUUCCUCCAGGACGCCCCGCAGCUGGUCUUCCAGAUCUUUCUCCUCUACCGCAGUCCCGAGAUAAUCACGGGCACCGAUACGAGCAACACCUUCACCAUCGCGGUGCAAAUGUGGAAGGUGCUGGUGGGCGUGAUGGCCAUCUCGUGGUCGCUGGUGUCCUACCAGGAUGAGCUCCGCCGCUCCGUGCCCAACAAGGAGCAGCUGUCCUGCGGCGGCACCACCACCUGCCUCUUCUGGCGCUCCGGCAUGGUCGCCUCCAGGGUCGUCGCCAUCGCCACUUUUGCCUCCAUUAUCCCUCCCGAGGAAGAAAACAACCACAGCGUGUUCUUCCCUCGCAUGAGCAGCGACGGCAGAGUCUUCAUCCCGUUCGCCCUCAUCGCUGGCAUCGUCCUCUUCGUGCACUGGGUCAUCAUGACCGUCUGGAUACACGCCCAGAACACGACCUUCUGCUCCAACGACGACGAAUCGCGGCGGCCCGUGCUGGAGCUGCUCUACAACGGCGUCAUGGGGAUCGUGCACAUCUUCUGCUACAUCAACCUGAAGGACACGCCGUCCCGCAAGAGGAUGACCUUCUUCUACAUCAUCAGUUUCGCCGAGAACACCACCAUGAUCGCCGUCUGGUAUAUGGAGGUAAUACAAGGUGCUUUGAUGGGAACAUUUACAGGGACAAUCAUAGGCGGCACAAUUCACUCUCGAGAUAACUACCUGCGCUUCAUAGAAAAAAACCAAGCUACUGCAUUCCAGAGUCAUUUUGAAGCCAAAAAGCAACUUCAGGAUAAGGUUACUUUGGGAUUUGCCCGUGGUGCAUGGAUGUGGGGAUGGAGAUUAGGUUUAUUUUGUGGUUCAUUUACAUUAUGCACUACUGCAAUGUCAGUGUAUAGAGGAAAGUCUUCAGUUCUUGAAUAUAUUACAGCUGGAGGCAUUACUGGAGCACUGUACAAGUUCAAACAAGGUCCCCGUGCUACAAUUGCUGGUGGUAUAAUCGGUAGUGCUUUAGGAUCUGCUGCUGGCUGUGUCUCUUUGGGCCUUAUGUACCUGACAGGAACUUCCAUGGAAGAUGUACGAUACUGGCAACACAAAUGGAAGGAAGAAUAUCAGGAAAAGAAACUAGAAGCUCUCAGAAAAGCACGCUCUGAGGAUUUGGACUCACUCAGUCGUGGUCAUGAUCAAAGGGCUGGAUCACUGUCGUUAGAAAAUAUCAGUGACAAUAAAAGCCAAUAGAGUUUAUGACAGACACAUGUAGAAAUAUUGAUGGCCAUCUAGGCGUAUCUGUAUAUGAAAAGUACAUAGGAAAAAAAAAGAAGAAAAAAAAGUGCAACAAUAAAAACUAUUAAUUUGUA